Protopolystoma xenopodis is the source of this 279-nucleotide messenger RNA. Lineage: Eukaryota; Metazoa; Platyhelminthes; Monogenea; Polystomatidea; Polystomatidae. The record is from the annotation of a GenBank genome assembly.
AUGCGUGAAGGGCGACGCAAUUCGUCAGUGUCGGUUGGUGAUUGGGUGAAGUGGUCCGGUCGAGAUGAGUUGGCGGGUUGUCGUGGGACUUCCCUCGACCACUUGUCCACAGAGUGGAUCCUCUCGGCGCCCAGACUCGGACUCUCGUCUCGCCCGGCUUCCAGUCUCUGCCGGCGUUGCGAGUUCGAGUCCCGUCGUGAAUCAGCUACAGACCAAUUGUCCGUCGGCAAGGUUGGCUCUUGUCAGCCGGAAAAAAGGGGCUCAAACCCGGUUUUAUGA